AAAGGAGCUAGUGUUGGCUCUUCCUUUCAACCGUGUCAAGUGCGGGGUGGGCAGUAUAUGUAAGGACACACGCAGCAUGCUGGACGUAUGAAAAAAUCAUUGCCAACCGGCCGAUGACACUUCAUAUCAUACAAGAUGGCAAUAGAAAAAGUCAUGAUACUAGGGAAUUGGGAACUAUGCCUUUCCAUCAUCAACGCCAUCUUCCCCCCACAAUACAGCAAGCCUGGUACUGCGGAAUAUCAAGUCACUGUACUCACAUAUCCUUCACAAACUCUCAGCCUGCCCCCUCAUGUCUCCCCUUCCGACGUCCAGCAUCAGAAGUCAGACUAUACGUCGACUUCACUACAAUCAGCCAUGACUGGACAAGAUCUUGUCAUAAGCACCAUGUCAGGCGGUGAUUCAGAUCAACAGAUUCGCAUUGUCGAUGCCGCCGUCGCGGCGGGUGUCAAACGCUUCAUUCCUGAUGAGUUCAGUCACGACAGCAUGAACGAGCACAUUCGAGGGCGCAUCCCAAAAUAUGCGGGACGAGCGAAAGUCAUUGCCCAUCUCCAAAAGAUACCCAAAGACCAUCCAGACUUUGAGUGGACUGCAAUCGCGACAGGAUACACGCUCGACACCCAGCUUAUCAGCGGCAACAUGGGUUUCGACAUGGAAUGGCAUAGUGCGACUAUUCACGGUACUGGCACUGAACCAUUCUCAGCCUCUAGUCUAGAAAGAGUAGGACAAAUCGUCGUUCGCACCAUACAACACUGGGACGAGAUCAAGAACCAGUAUACAUACGCUGCUGGUAUGAUAACAUCUGCCAACGAGGUUCUGAGAUCUGCUGAGAAAGCGACGGGUCACGAGUUCACCGUAGGGAACUACGACGUCCAAGAGUGUAUUGCCGAAGGUCAGAAGAGGAUUGAGAAGGGGUACCCCGAUUCUGGAAUGUUUCUACUUGAACGAAGUGUGCUGUACGACAAGACACUGGAAGCCUCGAGGCCUUUCAAAGACCGGAGCGCAAACAAUACAAUGGGACUUACCCCAGAGUCAGUUGAGGUUGUCGUAAGCACGGCUUACCACGACUUCAAACACCAUGGCAAACCCGGAUGCGGUUGUUCAUCGUAACACUUACAACCCAAAGUCUCGCGCCCAGCCUUCUCACUUAAAUUGCAUCGCAUAUCAUCUACCCCAGCACCCACCUCCUCCCCAAAUUGUAGUGCCUUCCCAAAGCGUGUCCCCUCUCCCCGCAUGAUCUCUCCUUCCCCACAUACCCCCCUUGCCCCCUUUCCUUCCUUGAACAGAAGUCUGGCAGUCCUUCAUACAGCACUCUCACCGAUCAAAGCUAUGUUGUGCAUAUGCCGGUUACGCCACGUCGUA
Molecule: messenger RNA, 1359 nt
Organism: Alternaria alternata
Lineage: Eukaryota; Fungi; Ascomycota; Dothideomycetes; Pleosporales; Pleosporaceae
Product: isoflavone reductase family protein
Exons: 2
Coding region: 136-1107 (323 amino acids)
Molecular function (GO): oxidoreductase activity
Source: RefSeq, a predicted model, not a curated record